UUCACUAAAGUAAAACAAAAAUAAAAGAGACAACGAGAAAGCCACAGAUAUUAUGAACACAUUUGACCCAGUUAACUAACACUGUGGUAGAUUUGAUCUAGUUAUAAAGAACCAUCUUUGUACAUGAUGCCAUGUUGAGUGUAUGUGUUUCUCUGGCCUGUCUAUUUGUGUGAUUCGCUUCUGAUGCUUGCUGUGGUUUUCCGGAGAGCAACUUCUGCAAAAUGACAUGUAUGUAAGUAAAAGUCAAAGUACUCAGACAGACCUGUGUAGUCUGUCUAGAGAUUCUGGAUAUUCACACUGUUCAGCUUCGUCAUGGCUGGACACCUGCUGUUAGUCGUCCUCAUGUAUUCAUUUUCUGAGAAUAAAGCUCAAGUCCCUCUUCCACCUACACUGACAGUGAAUCCACCGGUGAUCACAGACAGUGACUCAGUCACAUUGAACUGUCAGACUCCAUCGUCUGUUUCUGCGUCUCAUUGUUAUUUCCGCUUUGUGAGAGAAGGACCUGCCAAAAGCUUCUCUUGUCUGAAGACAAUGACGGGGACUGAGCUGCUGUUGCUGACACAUCAGACUUUACCUGCUGAGGUUAAAGUGAUAUGUUUUUACUUUGAUGUUUAUCAAUCUCAAGAGAGUAACAUGUCCUCCAUCAUCAUCCAAAAUCCUCAGCCUACACUUACAGUGAAUCCACCGGUGAUCACAGACAGAGACUCAGUCACAUUGAACUGUCAGACUCCAUCAUCUGUUUCUGUGUCUCAGUGUUAUUUCCGCUUCGUGAGAGAAGAACCUGCCAAAAGCUUCUCUUGUCUGAAGACACUGUCGGGGACUGAGCUGCUGUUGCUGACACAUCAGACUUCACCUGCUGAGGUUAAAGUGACAUGUUUUUACCUUGAUGGUGAUCAAUCUCAAGAGAGUAUCAUGUCCUCCAUCAUCAUACAAAAUCCUCAGCCUAAACUGACAGUGAAUCCACUGGUGAUCACAGAGACAGACUCAGUGACAUUGAGCUGUCAGACUCCAUCAUCUGUUUCUGUGUCUCAGUGUCUUUUCUACACUGUGAAGGAACAAAAUACCAGAGUUACCUCUUGUCUGAAGACACUUACAGGAACUGAGCUGCUGAACAUGGCCCAUCAGAGUUCACCUGCUGUGGUUGAAGUAACAUGUUAUUAUACUGCUGAGCACAGAGGAGGACAAUAUCAGUCUCCACACAGUAACAUAUCCUCCAUCACCAUACAAACCCUUCCUCCACCUACGCUGACAGCGUAUCCACCGAUGAUCAGAGAGACAGACUCAGUCACAUUGAACUGUCAGACUCCAUCAUCUGUUUCUGCGUCUCACUGUUAUUACAUCACAGUGAAAGGACAAACUCUUAAUGCCCUUUCUUGUCUGACGACACUGACGGGAGCUGAGCUGCUGCACACAACACAUCAGAGUUCACCUGCUGAGGUUAAACUGACAUGUUAUUACAGGGUAAAGGUGUUCAGUGUUACAUCUCCACAUAGCAACAUAUUCUCCAUCACCAUAAACAAUGCUGUGAAAAUAGAGUCAAGCACAAUGCAAAGUACGCCAUCAUCUACUAAAGCCACAGAAACUGUUGCUGGAGAGACUACCACAGCUGGUAUAGGUGCUAACAAAACUGUGACUCCAGCAUCAAAAGACAAUAUUACAGAAACCAUUGCUAGAGAGGCUACCACAGUUGUUAUAGGUGCUAACAAAACUGUGACUCCAGCAUCAAAAGACAAAAUUACAGGAAACAAAGAAAUAUGGAUAUGGAAGGUGGCAAUAGCUGUGACUGGUUUAGGAGUAACUGUGGGUAUCAUCUUACUCGGACUUCUCUGCACCAAAACAAGAAGUGGAAAACGCUUUUAUGGGAGAUCACAGGCCGGUACCACAGAUGACACUUUACACAUGAGAAGCGCUGAUGGAAGAUCGUUACCUGCACAUAAUAAUAAAGAAGGCUACAGUAUGGUUAGCUCUGUACCUGGUGCUGAUGGUCCUUCAGGUUCUGAGAAUCUGAACAGUCGGGAUCCCAAAAAUGAGAAUUCUGACACAUACCAUGUGUACGCCACCAUCUCUGAGGAGCCACCUGCAUCAGCCCUAAAUAUAACUGCGUACAGCACCCUGCAGUCACACUGACAUGCUAAUUUUUUAUACACUGUGGACAAAGAAGAAGAAGCAGACAACCCAAAAGAACUAUUAAAAAGUUAAACCUUAAGGCUGGACCUGCCAGACUAGUAUUAUCUUGGCCAGUGCUAGACUUCUGUUAUUUGUUACCCUGUAAACCCUGGUCUCUGGUGUCAAAGCCCUGAGCUUUGAAAACCCAGUCAUCCACCUGGAUUUCCUUGCUUCGACUUGUUUCCACUAAGGCUGUCACAAUUCCUCAAGUGGAACAAAUGUUGUCAGUGACUGUUAUCCAUGCAGAAACCAUGUUUUCUCCAGAAUAUGUAGGACACUGAGUGGCAUGUAAUAAGGACAACAUACUUUAUUUUGUACUUUGUAUUUUUUAGAUUUCUUAAUUUUUUUUUUCUGCUUAACUUUCAACAUAUUUUUUGUAAUUGGACGUACCAGGUGCAAUAAAAAAGUUCAUAGACUGU
Messenger RNA from Toxotes jaculatrix (banded archerfish), 2585 nucleotides. RefSeq lists its product as uncharacterized. The transcript has 17 exons. Bases 313 to 2127 code for a protein of 604 amino acids. NCBI's taxonomy places the organism in Eukaryota, Metazoa, Chordata, Actinopteri, Toxotidae. The record is from RefSeq and is a predicted model, not a curated record.